Merops nubicus (carmine bee-eater) is the source of this 1458-nucleotide messenger RNA. RefSeq names its product trichohyalin-like. The transcript has a single exon. The annotation marks the transcript as partial. The record is from RefSeq and is a predicted model, not a curated record. NCBI's taxonomy places the organism in Eukaryota, Metazoa, Chordata, Aves, Coraciiformes, Meropidae.
AUGGAGGCAGCACAGGCAGACUUUCUGAAGGUAACUCAAGAAAAUGACGUUCUCCGCUCUUCAGAGUCAGCCUUGCUCCAACAGCUGAAAGAACUUCAAGCUGACAAAGAUGCCAUGGAUGUGGUAUGUCAGAAACGUAUCAAGGAAUGGGAAGAACUGGAGAACUACCAGAAGAAACUUUUGGAAGAGAAAGAUGCACUUAUUAAAGAUAAAGUUGAUGUUAUUCAGAAGCUGGAAAAUUCUUCUGCAGCCCUGACCAGAGAAGUGUCAGCUCUGACUGCAGAGAGGGAUUCAGCCCUAAGUAAACACUCAGAUCUUGAAAAUACACAUACAGCCUUAAAAAAAGAAAUGAGUGGUCUGUUGCAGACAAGUCAGAGUCUGCAGUCCGAGAAGGAGAUGCUCCUUAUAAGCAUGGGGGAGCUGCGUGUGAGCUUGGACAACACGGUUAGCGAAAACCAAGCAUUAAAAGUGAGAAUGGAAGGGAUGGAAACAGAGCUCGAGGCUGAACAGAAGGAACUGAAGAAGGCAAUGAAAGACAAUAUGGAGCUGAAGGAUUCCCUUGCUAGUCUGUCUCAUCAUCUUGAGGAAAUUAGAGCCUCAAGAGACAGAUCCAAUUCCGAAUGUAUUCAGUUACUUCAAGAGAAAGAGGCGCUUUCUUCAUCAGAACGAAGGCUUUUGGCUGAAAGGGAGGAACUUUUAAAUGAAAAUAAGGCAAUUACUGAAAAGCUUGCUAAAGCCACAGCAGAUGCUGUACUUGCUGAGAGAGUCUUUACUGAGAAAAUAAACGAACUAAACUUAGAAAAGGAAUCUGUUUUUCAUAGAUCAUUGCAAUUUGAAAAGCACAAUGAAGCUCUUCUCCAAGAGAAGAAGGAAUUGGAGAACAAAUACUUGGAGCUUCUUGAUGAAAACAAGUUAUCUGCAAAUACAAUUUCUGAUAUGAAAAGAGAACAUGAACUGGACAUCUCAGCCAAAAGAGCUCUGGCCCAAGAGAAUACCAUGCUGCAAGAUUCCAUUGAAUCCCUUAAGGAAGAACUAAGUAAGAAGACACUAGAAAAUCAAGACCUAAUAGCCUGUAAACGUGACCUUUCAGAUCUUCUGAAAGAGGCCCAGGAUGCCAAAAGAACAUUAGAAAAUGAACUGGCUGCUGCAUCUCAUGCCGAGCAGGUCCUGUCAUCUUCACUGAAGACCUGUUCUUCUGAUAGGGAAAUGCUGACCAGAGAGAAGACUGAAUUGCAAGAUAAGUGUCAGAAAUUAAAUGAAGAGGUCGCGGUUAUGAAAGAAAAGUUAACCACAGAAAAGGAAGCUAGACAACUGGACAAGGAAUCAUUUUUCUUGGAACGUAUGGAACUUCAAAGCAGCAUCACCUCCUUAGAGAAGGAGGUUGAAGAGCUGAGAGAGAAAAAUAAAGAAUUCCUGACUGAGAAAGAACUUUUAAUUCAAGAGAAAGAGAAAUCUGAA